Molecule: messenger RNA, 3132 nt
Organism: Drosophila subobscura
Lineage: Eukaryota; Metazoa; Arthropoda; Insecta; Diptera; Drosophilidae
Gene: Appl
Product: amyloid-beta-like protein
Exons: 12
Coding region: 50-2872 (940 amino acids)
Biological process (GO): central nervous system development; axonogenesis
Cellular component (GO): membrane; neuronal cell body; neuron projection
Molecular function (GO): heparin binding; transition metal ion binding
Source: RefSeq, a predicted model, not a curated record
AGCAGAAAGCAGAAACAGUUCGAGCCAAAGGCCGAAAAGAGUGCGAACAAUGUGCGCCGCGCUGCGUCAACGCAAUUUGUGGCUGCGGAGCCUCUGGGCCUUCGCCAUGGCCGUAAUGGCCAUUGGCACUGUUCAGGGCGCCUCGCCACGCUGGGAGCCGCAAAUAGCUGUACUCUGUGAGGCUGGACAAAUCUAUCAGCCGCAAUAUCUGUCCGAAGAGGGACGCUGGGUGACGGACCUCAGCAAGAAGACAACUGGCGCCACAUGUUUGCGUGAUAAAAUGGAUUUGCUUGAUUACUGCAAGAAGGCCUAUCCCAAUCGAGACAUCACCAAUAUUGUGGAAUCGUCGCACUACCAGAAGAUCGGUGGCUGGUGCCGCCAGGGUGCCCUGAAUGCGGCCAAGUGCAAGGGAUCCCAUCGCUGGAUCAAGCCAUUCCGCUGCCUGGAAGGACCAUUCCAAUCGGACGCCUUGCUGGUGCCAGAGGGCUGCCUCUUCGAUCACAUUCACAAUGCGUCGCGCUGCUGGCCGUUUGUCAGGUGGAACCAGACGGGCGCCGCUGCCUGCCAGGAGCGUGGCAUGCAGAUGCGCAGCUUUGCCAUGCUGCUGCCCUGCGGCAUUUCCCUGUUCUCCGGCGUCGAAUUUGUCUGCUGCCCCAAGCACUUCAAGACCGAUGAGAUUCAUGUGAAGAAGACCGAUCUGCCGGUGAUGCCCCCAGCACAGAUUAGCAAUGCCAACGAUGAGCUGAAUGCCAACGAGGAGGAUGACAGCAACGAUUCCAACUACUCGAAGGAUGCCAACGAUGAUGAGCUGGACGACGAGGAUGAUCUGAUGGCCGAUGAUGAGGAGGACGAGAUGGUAGCCGACGAGGCGGCAGCGGCUGGCGGCACUGGUUCAAGCUCUGGCUCGGCUGGUGAUGCCAGCAGCGGCUCCCUGGACGACAUCAAUGCGGAGUAUGACAGCGGCGAGGAUGGCGACAACUACGAGGAGGAUGGGGCCGGCUCCGAGGGGGACAAUGACUCGGAUAACUGGGACCAAAACGGCAGCUCCAGCGGCGCCAAGCCCGUGGGCCUCAAGGUACCCAUUCUCUCCAUGGCCGCCUCAUCGCCAUCGAGUCUGCCUGUGGGCCCCGAUGGCCUGCCCGGCAAGGCACCCCUAAAGCCCGACCCAGUCACACGCAUUCCCAUCUACUCGCCGGCCCAAGCUGCCGCCAAAGAUGCGGCAAUCAGCAACGUCAAUCACAUUCAGCGAUUGGCUGCCGCAGCCGCUGCUGCCGCUGCCGCUGCUGCUGCCGCUACGUCUGCUGCUGCUGCUGGGGCGCCACCGUCGACGGCACAGCCCACCUCGGAUCCGUACUUCACCCACUUUGAUCCGCACUACGAGCACCAGAGCUACAAAGUAAGUCAGAAAGAAGCCCAACAGCGCCUUGAGGAAUCGCAUCGCGAGAAGGUCACCCGUGUGAUGAAGGACUGGUCCGAUCUGGAGGAGAAGUAUCAGGACAUGCGGCUGGCCGAUCCCAAGGCAGCGCAAUCCUUUAAGCAGCGCAUGACCGCCCGCUUCCAGACUUCUGUUCAGGCACUCGAGGAAGAAGGCAACGCCGAGAAGCACCAACUGGCCGCCAUGCACCAGCAGCGUGUCCUUGCCCACAUCAACCAAAGGAAGCGCGAGGCCAUGACCUGCUACACCCAGGCCCUUACCGAGCAGCCACCUAACGCCCAUCAUGUGGAGAAGUGUCUGCAGAAGCUGCUGCGCGCCCUGCACAAGGAUCGAGCCCAUGCCCUGGCACACUACCGCCACCUGUUGAACUCUGGGGGACCGGGUGGACUGGAGGCAGCUGCCUCAGAGCGGCCACGCACAUUGGAGCGUCUGAUCGACAUCGAUCGGGCUGUUAACCAGUCGAUGACCAUGCUGAAGCGCUACCCGGAACUGUCGGCCAAGAUUGCCCAGCUGAUGAAUGACUAUAUACUGGCACUGCGCAGCAAGGACGAUAUUCCCGGCUCGUCGCUGGGCAUGAGCGAGGAGGCAGAGGCGGGCAUACUGGACAAGUAUCGCAUCGAGAUUGAGCGCAAGGUGGCCGAGAAGGAGCGCCUGCGUCUGGCCGAGAAGCAGCGAAAGGAGCAGCGUGCCGCCGAGCGUGAGAAGCUGCGCGAGGAGAAGCUACGCAUGGAGGCCAAGAAGGUUGACGAUAUGCUCAAGUCGCAGGCGGCCGAGCAGCAGUCUCAGUCCCCGUCCCAGUCCCAAUACCAGUCCUCCUCUCAGUCCCCAGCCCAGUCGCAGGCACAGCAACAGCAGUCGCAGUCGCAGCAGCAGCAGGACAAGAGCAUCAACAGCAAGGAGCUGGGCAUUGAUGGUGGCCUGGUAACCGCCUCCAAUCUGAAUCUCGACACUACCAAGAGCGAGAAGGACCUGGCGGAUGCCGAGUAUGCCGAGGCCACUGUCAGCACCAAGGUGCAGACUGUGUUGCCAACGGUUGACGAUGAUGCCGUUCAACGGGCGGUGGAGGAUGUGGCUGCUGCCGUUGCCCACCAAGAGGCCGAGCCGCAGGUGCAGCACUUCAUGACCCACGACCUGGGCCAUCGCGAAUCGAGCUUCUCGCUGCGCCGCGAAUUCGCGCACGCGCACGCGGCCAAGGAGGGACGCAAUGUCUACUUUACUCUCUCCUUUGCCGGCAUCGCCCUCAUGGCGGCUGUCUUUGUGGGUGUGGCCGUUGCCAAGUGGCGAACAUCGCGCUCGCCGCACGCCCAGGGCUUCAUUGAGGUGGAUCAGAACGUGACCACACACCAUCCCAUCGUACAGGAGGAGAAGAUCGUGCCCAAUAUGCAGAUCAAUGGGUAUGAGAAUCCGACCUACAAGUACUUCGAGGUGAAAGAGUAAGCGUCCCCAGCGGCAGCGUUAGAGCAAGCGAGCGCAGGCGAGAGCACGGCACAUCAACAGCAAAAAGCAAAGAAGCAAAAACAAAAGCAGCAGCAGCAAAACAACAACAACAACAACAACAAUUUCAAAAAAAGAAAAACUUAAACAUAAUAUUAAACACACAAAAAAAAAUGAGAUGAAGAUGAGGCAAAUGAAGAUGAGGUUUUUUUUUCGUCAAAAGGAGCGCAGUUCCAAUAAGAGAUAAAAGCAGUUAAGAAAGA